Molecule: messenger RNA, 3252 nt
Organism: Drosophila novamexicana
Lineage: Eukaryota; Metazoa; Arthropoda; Insecta; Diptera; Drosophilidae
Exons: 5
Coding region: 1-3252 (1083 amino acids)
Cellular component (GO): cytoplasm
Molecular function (GO): guanyl-nucleotide exchange factor activity
Source: RefSeq, a predicted model, not a curated record
AUGGAUAUACCGAGCAGCGGUGCGAUAUUUACGCUGGGCAAAUCGCAUUUGGCGGAAAAUACGCAAAGCUAUUUCUAUAUCAAAAACGAUCCGGUUAAACGUUUGAUAUCCGGUCCGCAUCAGAGUGCGGUUAUAUGCGAAUCGGGACGUCUUUUUGUUUGGGGCGAGAAUCACUAUGGUCAGCUGGGCAUUGGCGGACAUGGCAACAAAAACAACAACAAUAGUAAUGGUGAUAUAGUCAGCAAACCGACCUGCGUCAAGUCGCUUAAAACUUUGGGCUUAAAGAUCAGCGAUGCAGCCUUCGGCAACAAUUGGGCCGUGAUAUUGACCCUUUCGAAUGAGAUAUUUUUUACGGGUCGCAAUAUAUACCCUUUGGAUACGCACGUGGCGCAGCAUUUUAUAGAUGCGGUUGUCGAAGAGGAGCCAUGUGCGAUUAUUAGAAAGCCCUUUCGCUUGGAGGAGUUUGAUGAUUAUCUAUCGAAGAACGAGGAGACGGACAACUUUGUGGCGCUGCAGGCGGGCAACGAGCACUUUGUGGUGCUAACCACCAAGGGUCGCUUGAUUGGCUGCGGCUCGAAUGAGAAACAGCAGCUGGGGGAUCUGGAGACAGACUAUGACGGGCAUCCCGUGGAGAUACGCCUGGAUGCUCCAGUGCAGCAGUUUGCCUGUGGACCAGAGUCCACACUGGUGCUCACGGGUAGUGGGAAUUUAUUUCUCACCGGUCGCCUCAAUGAGUUUGUCUUUCCCAAGUUUACGGAACUGCAGAAGAAUCUCUCCCAGACCGAGCAGAUCAUCUUCAUGCACAUAUCCAAGGCGAGCGAGAUCUUCAUAGUGACCAACGUGGGCAGCAUCUAUCGCAGCUUCGAGUCGGUGCGCAACAAGAGUUUGGUCUUUCAGCGCUUCUAUGACUACGAUAGCGAGGAGAAUGGACCCAUUUGGAAGCUUCUCAAGGGCUCCUCCUUCUAUGCGGUGCUGAGCAAGGCCAACAAGUUCUUUACCACUUUUUCAGAGAGUGGACAUCAUCUGAAAACAUUUCGCGAGAUCUCCAAGUUCAAGAAUCUGCGUCUGCUCGACAUAGCCGUUGGCGACCAGCAUAUUCUGGUACAGGGCUUGCCCAGAUCAUCCAAUCUUUCGGCUACAGUCGGAACGCCAGCGGAGCCGCACAGCUAUAUGAGUCGCAGCUUUGUGCUGCAGCCAAGGGAUCUGAAUGGCAAUGUGGAGAUGCGUAGCGCCAGCGGCAGAAGUCUUUCCAAGCAAAAAGCAUUGAAGGAGACGGACACCGAAACGGACAGGGAACAAGGAUUCAAUGCAAUGGGCGCAAGCGUAGCAGCAGUGGGUGCAGCUGUGGCCACGCUGGAGGCAGUGAAGCAUAUUUCGGAUGAGCAGCAAAAUGGCACAGAUGAGCAAGAGGCUAACGCAGAAAUAGAACAGAACCAGGAGCCGGAACAAAAUGCAAAGAUAGAGGCAAUAAAUGCUGAUGUGAAGGAAGCGGAAGUAAAGGCCGAUUCAAAAGUAGAAGAGUUAGAUGGAAACAAGGAGCAGCCGUUGCUAGAACAAGAUGUAGAGAAGCUGGAGGCAACACAAACUGAAGCUGCCACAAACGGAGCAACUACCCCAAAAGAGAGAGAGCAAAUAGAGCCGACAGCACCUGAGGAAAGUCCAAUUAAACAGCCCACAAAUCAAACAGCAGCAGCAACAGUGGAGACCAUAACAAAGCUGCCAACGCCACCUGCGGAUACGCCAUCGCCCAAGAAAUCAUCAACAGAAUCGUUAGAUUCAAGCGACUUUCCGUCCCAGGAGCUGGCCACACAGAGCAGCCAGGAGAAGCAGCUGCGUCCGCAUACUCCCUAUCCGGAGAGCAGCAAUGCGAGUACACCACAAACUAUUAAGAGAACGCCCAUCCGCAACUUCUCCUACGAGGCGGCCAUGAAUCACGAUGAAAUCGAGAAAACCUCGCCCGAGCUGGUGGACAGUCUGGAUACAGUCGAGGAGAAUUCGCUGAAGGAAAAUGCCCCGCAAACAGAAAUACAAAUAUCCACGCCCACGCCGCCAACCGAGGAGGACGAGCAACUGGCCGUUGAAAUAACGACCACAGAGGAUGCGCUGGACAGCAAUAAGGUAGUGAAUGAGAUACGUUUCAUUAACAAUGGCGUCGAUGUGACAGCCAAGGUUGAGGAGCAAAUGCCUGACACACCAUUGGUCGACUCCGUGGAGGAGCUGGAAUCGGACGGUGAGCAAAUGAUACACGAGCUCGAGCAGCAUGUAGAUAAAGUGGUCGCAGAACAAAAGACAGAGGCUAUCAAAGCCACGGAAAGUGUGGGCAAUGCCAUCGAAUCCAAGCUGCUUGAGACGCGCGAUUCUGUGCAGAUGGCAAUGCACAAUGCGGCGACAGGGGCACGCGAUACUGUUGAGGCUGCGGGCGAACGCGUGGUAAAUGGUGCACGUCAAGCGGUCGAUGCAGCUGGCAAAGGUGCCCAGCGUAUAGCUGAUGGAGCCAGAGAUGCUGUCGAUGCGGCAGGCAAGAGCGCACAGCGCAUGGCCAGCGAUGCCAGACAGUCCAUGGAGCAGGCGGGCAGCACAGCUGCCAAAGCAGCAGCAAACACAAAAGAAUCCAUGGGCAGGGCCAUGGACUCAGUGACCAGUAAGAUAUCCAGCGAAGUGCAUGGCGCCAAGGAAAACAUUUCCUCGCUGUUCCAAAUCAAGGCGGCUAAGGAAACACGUCCUACGCCAACGCCUACUUCGACACCGGAAGAAGCUGGACCGCAGAGAAGCAUUGAAACAGCUGGCUCUGGCGAUGUAGGGGGCGAGGGAGAGGAGGAUGAACGCACCACGGCCUCAGUGAACUCUAAUCACAACUCCGCGGGCCCUGGCAAUGGCAAUGGCAAUGCUUACGAGCCCAUGAACAGCAACAGUCAUGCCUUUGAGGAAGAUCCACUCGAUGCAGUAGUGGAGCGUGGCAAAAAGGCGAUGCAGGAGGAAUUGCGCGCCCUAGAAGAGCAGCGCGCCCAUUCACAUGUCCAUAACAAUAUCGAGCAGCGGCGGCAGAGCACGGAAAGCAAAGGCAUUAUCCAGCAGUUUCUAGACGGCAUGCGUCUCUCUUGCCGCAACGAGAAGGCCGUGCAAAUUGAGGAUGAGGCACCACCGCAGUCGCAGCCGUCGCACUACAGCAAGAACAAAGUCAACAGCGAGCUGAGCCUGCAGAAUGGCCAAAAUGGCGCACAGCAAUCGUCACGCGUGUGCACAAUUUUAUAA